UCCUCCUCCUCCUUCUCUUCCUCCUCCUCCUCCUGUGCUGCCUCCCCAGCUCUGUUGCACUCGUUAUAGGGCAGCACCCGCUCCGGCAGCCACACGUCUGUGCCCUGGGCCUGGCCUGGCCACCAGGCAAUAGUCCGACAGACUAGAGGCAGACAAGCAGAAGGACCAGCCUUCCUCAUGGCAACUGCAGGCAAAGGAGCAACAACAGAGCAAGGAACCCCGAGCCCAGAAGUGGCCACAGACAAUGCCCCCAAAGGCAGGGCUGGUGAGGCUUCUCUUGUCCAGGAGAAAGGAGCUGUGCCUCCAGGCCAGCCCCUGCCUGGCAGCCCAGGCCCCCCCAAGGAAAGAGCUACUGCUGCUGGUGGGGUGGCCCAGCCAGAUGGAGGGGUAGGGGAGGCAUCCCUGGCAGCAGCGGAGGGAAGUGCCGGACCAGCGGCUGCCCUGCCCCAGCAGUCCCUACCGAUGGAUCCGUCAGGGAAAAAACCAGAGGCUGGUCCCAAGGGAUCUGAGACUGGGCUGAACAGCAAGGGUGGCCAAGGGGCAGGAGAAAAGACCAAGGGAGAAAAGAAGCCAGUGGGCAAAGAAGAACCUAAGAAGGCACCCCCACCCUUCCUGCACAGCCCCAGCUGCCCUGCUACUAUCCAGAGCUCUGAGAAACCGAUGGAGAAGAGCUUGGGGGAAGCAGAGAAAGCUCUUGGUGGAAAGCAGGGUUCUCAGGUCUCAGAAACCAUCUCUGGACAAGCCAGCCGCACCCCGGCUGCUUCUAGCAAGCUUGCCGAGGGAGAGAAAAAGUUGGUGGAUCCUCAGGCAGGGAGCCAGGAGAAGCCUUUGGAGAAGGCUCAGGGCCCAGAAGGAGAGAGAUCCCAGGCCCAGCCCAGCCCAGCUAGUCCUCCCAAGGCCCAGCCGGACAGCAGCUCUGCUAAGGGAGAAGGGGACAACCCUGAAGGGAUCGUGUUCCAGGCUGUUCCCUUGGAAAAAGAGGCGACAGAGAAGACCGCCUGUCCUAGUGCCAACAAAGAGGAUACCUUCGAGAUUCUGGAUGACUGCCCCCCUCCUCCGGCUCCCUUCCCCCACCGCAUCGUGGAGCUAAGGACCGCAAACGUGAGCAGUGAAUUCACCAUCGAUUCCCAGCAUCAGCUGGGAGGGGGGAAAUUUGGGGAAGUUUGCACAUGUACAGAGAAAGCCACAGGCCUCAAAUUGGCUGCGAAGACCAUCAAGAAGCAAAGUCCAAAAGACAAGGAGAUGGCACUGUUGGAAAUUGAGGUGAUGAACCAGCUAAACCACCAUAACCUCAUUCAGCUCUAUGCUGCCAUUGAAACCUCACAUGAGAUCAUCCUCUUCAUGGAGUUUGUGGAGGGUGGAGAGCUGUUCGAGAGGAUUGUGGAUGAGGACUACCAGCUGACAGAGGUGGAUACCAUGGUGUUUGUCAGGCAGAUCUGUGAAGGGAUCCUCUUUAUGCACAACAUGAGAGUGCUCCACCUAGACCUCAAGCCUGAGAACAUAUUGUGUGUCAGCACCACGGGACACAUGGUGAAGAUCAUCGACUUUGGCCUGGCACGGAGAUACAAUCCCAACGAGAAGCUCAAAGUCAACUUUGGGACCCCCGAGUUCCUGUCCCCAGAGGUGGUGAAUUACGACCAAAUAUCCGAUAAAACAGAUAUGUGGAGUAUGGGCGUGAUCACCUACAUGCUGCUGAGUGGCCUCUCCCCAUUCCUGGGAGAUGAUGACACUGAGACCCUCAACAACGUGCUGGCUGCCAACUGGUAUUUUGAUGAGGAGACCUUCGAGACCAUCUCAGAGGAGGCAAAAGACUUUGUAUCCAAGCUCAUUAUCAAGAACCCUGGAGAACGGAUGAGUGCGGCUCAGUGUCUGGCACACCCCUGGCUCAACAACCUGGCGGAGAAGGCCAAGCGCUGUAACCGACGCCUCAAGUCUCAGAUCCUGCUCAAGAAAUAUGUGAUGAAGCGACGCUGGAAGAAAAAUUUCAUCGCUGUGAGUGCUGCCAACCGUUUCAAGAAGAUCAGCAGCUCAGGAGCCCUGAUGGCUCUGGGGGUCUGAGGCCAGGGGGGCUACGUGGAGGCUGCAACAGAACAACCCAGAGAGCCUCAGGGGGUCCAAGGGCCCAGCAACUGGGAGGGCCUAAGGGCAAUGGGCCAGGCCUCCAAGGAAAGGACAGUCGGGAGGACAAUGCCUAGACCUCAACAGCUUGUGCUUGGUGGACUUGCAACCCCUUCUCGGGCUCAGGGUGGGGGCUUCUCCUGCCAAAAGGUGACCAGGUCCAGAUCCCUCUCUGUUCUCAAAGAAUCUUCCUCCCCAGGCCCCCAACACACAAACAUGCAAUUAACCCUGUGGGUCCUGUCAUGCUUCCCUGACUGGAUGCCACCUCCUACCUAGGCUUCAUAGGAUUUCAAGCAGGAAGGGACCAUAGAGAGCGAAUAGUCCAAUUCUCUCAUUUGAUAGAUGGAGAAAUUGAGUGAGGCCAGAGUGGGGAAGUGACCAUCUGUGGUCACACAGAGAACAGAGCUGGGAUCAGACCCCAAGUCUCGUGGCUCCAAACUCCAUGCACUUGUUCCUACUCUUGGGUUCUGUUCUCUGAAAGAGAAUCCCUCCCGCUCUGCUGAGUCUAUGGAGCCCAUGAUUCAGAGGGUUCAGGGUUGUCUAAAACCCUGACCAGUUUUCAAUCAGGAAACUACUCUGGCCUCAGGAUCUUGUAUCCCAAGUAGCCUCCCUGCCGCAAUCUCUUUCCCCACUCUCCAGGCCUCUAGACUUAAGGGGAGCUAAUAGCCCAUUCUUGGGGCUAGUAGGUGGGUGGGACUCAUGGUCAGACUUAGGGGCCUUUGGAAGGAGUAGGAGACCUUAUUGCAUAAUGGAAAAAGAGCUGGAUUUGGGGUCGUAAGACCUGGAUUCAAAUUCUGGUUCUGCUACAAGUAACACAACCUCUGGGCCUCAGUUUCCUCCUCUAUAAGUGAGGGGAUUUUACUAAGUGUUCUCUAAGUUCCCUUUCAACUCUAAAUCCUAUGACCCUGGGUGCCCAAAUGCUCCCAGUUCCCUUAAACAUGAGGGGUCCCCAGACUCUGAACCGCUGUUUGCUGGGUAAGCUCUCCAGCUGGGGUGGGGGGAAUUCAGGGAAAGAACAGUUCCUGUUAGGCCAGAAGGCUCAUUGCACAGAACAGAAGGAAGGAAGGAAGGAAGGAAGCAAGCCCCUGACCCAGAUCCCAGAAGGAGUCCCUAGCCAGGGGGGUGAGAGUGGGGGUAGACAGAAAAGGGCUUUGUGUUUUCUACUCACCCCCUUGGCCUUCCCAAGCCACCAACAGAGGCAGAGAGAGAUGGAACCUGCCUCCUCCCCAGAAAAGGAUUCCCCCACAUAGCUAGAGUCCAGAGAGGCUGUGGUGCUAAUGCAGACCAGCUGGGCCCCUAGCCGGCCUCCUCACCCCAAUGAAAGCACCAUUUCACAGUGACCACCAACAGGCAGGAACUUCUGUGUGUGAGUGAGCCAGAACUCAGGAGGAGGGCAGCCCUGCCCUUCCCCAUGUCCCUUCUCCCUCUCUCUCCCCCUCCCCCCCCCCAUAUACACAUCUCACCAUGGGUCAGUAAGAACCUGGGAAAGCAGAGGUGGGGGGCAGAAGCACUCCAGCAGUCUCCUACCAGUCAGCUAGCUCCCGUAGGUCUGCUCUUCAGAAGGCCUUGACAUCUCUACUUUUCCUAUCACCUCAGAAGGCACGCUGACAUGAGCAGGCCCCCUAAGAUGACAUCUUUGCCAUCCAGAAAUGCCCAGGAACAACCUCACUGCUCAUCCCACCCUUCCAACCUAGGUUGGAUGGUCUGAGUGAUGUAUCACUGCCAGGCCAUGAUAGUGAAGAGACACAGGACAGUUAGGGUGUUACAGCAGCCUAGGGUAAGGGCUGGGAUGAUGCAUCAUAUUCUCAGAACAAAGAUGAGAUUCAAGAGCUCUGGCUUUCAUGUAAAUAAAUGUACAGGUUGA
This is a messenger RNA of Dromiciops gliroides (monito del monte), 3982 nucleotides long. RefSeq names its product myosin light chain kinase 2 (gene MYLK2). The coding region runs from base 178 to 2058 and encodes 626 amino acids. Lineage: Eukaryota; Metazoa; Chordata; Mammalia; Microbiotheria; Microbiotheriidae. Gene Ontology annotation, biological process: intracellular signal transduction; protein phosphorylation; positive regulation of apoptotic process. The record is from RefSeq and is a predicted model, not a curated record. Gene Ontology annotation, molecular function: ATP binding; protein serine/threonine kinase activity. The transcript is spliced from 13 exons. Gene Ontology annotation, cellular component: nucleus; cytoplasm.